AUCAAAUGUUCAACUGAAAACAGUAUUUACACUUAAGUUAAAAUAUACUGCCAUCUAAUGAAAAAAAUGAAUUGCUUCCUUUAAAUGUUCAAAAUGCUACAGUACUAGCUUCAACUAAAAAGAACACAAAAGUUUUGCUCGACAAACGGACGCUUGAAUAAUACAAUGCAGUACUGUAUUCUGUAUGGACCCUUAAAACAGCUGACAGUAAAUUUAAGGAUUUUCGUUGGUAGAUGUAUGUAAAAUAUUGUUUAUUUUUGUGUCUUAUUGAAAGGUUAUAACUUAAUGUGAUUGUUUUAAAUGAGCGAUUUUGAAGGUUCUUUUCCAAAUGUUUGACGCGAACUUUUUAAUUCAAUAUCUGUACAGUACUUCAAAAUGUUUCCAUGGUAACCAAAAACACAAUGCAUUUUAAACUGUCUGGAGACAUCAAUAUUACUAAGGCCUUUAAAUACCGUACCACCGAACCUUACACUUCGUAAUCCCCACACUCCCAGUCGGUCUGUAUUUGACGCUUGUAGGACACGUCUAAUACUGCUCAUAUUACACCUUUCUUAAUGCAAUAAAAACAGGUGACUCGUAAAGGGUAUUAGAUGUCCCGAGCUUCACGUUUCUUCCCACAGUAACAUUUACAGACCGCUCUGUCUCUAUAAUCUAAUAUUUGCUUUAUGGCUAUAUCUCAGUGGUUUACCGUUUACUUUUGGCUUAAUUUGCUUUAGAGCUCUAGCUACGGCUACCGAAUCGAUCUACACUAUUUGUGCAUACACCCACCACUUUGCUACUGUUAAAUUGCAUUCGUCUAUAAAACCGCCGCCGGCUUCGGUAAAUCAUAAAUGGACUCCGUUCGCAUUUAAAUGUUUGGUACGCAGGGAGCAGUAUUGUAGUAUGACUGCUCCCUGGUACGUGACAUGUUUUUUAAAAUCACCCAUGUGAUGCAAUCGAACUAGGCCUGCACUAUCGUAUCGAAACGUACCUUUCCUUAAAUAAAGAGGGUAAACAGAGAAACGAUUGGUUACCCUGGCAUGUUUUUAUUGUUAUGCUAACACUGUACUCUUAUCUGUUGAAUGCUAUUCAUCGUUGUUUGUUCAUGGGCAUUAAAAAUUAACCAACCGGAUAAUAGAUCACAAGAACUGUCUGAAGAAAAGAGUUAGUAGACAUCAACUGUGUUUUAUCAAAGUUGUUUUGGAAAAACAGUAAUUUACACUUGAUGUGUAUAAUGUGGUGUUGUGUUGUUUGCAGACGAUUAGUUUCUGUUAAUGACGUCAGAUAAUAGUACAGUAAUUUAUUCCGAUCAUCUGUCUGGAUUGUAAUAGAUGCCGUUACACAGGACGUAGGACCGUUUAUUACUUCUAUGGAUAGCUGUCAGGUGCCAACACGGGCUGCUAGCCCACCAGGGUCAGAUAAGGUUGUUGAGAAUACCAAAGAAAUUGCUUAUUUUGUGACAAGAAGUGAAAAGGAUUGGAGGCCGGAUAGCUCAGUAGCUUACAGUGAGGACUCGAAUAACAAACGUCUUUUUGAUUUUGAUGGAUAUUGCAAUGAUGGUAUCGGUGGUGUUACAUUUGAAAAUUGCUACCAUCCUCCAGUCAGGACCUUUACUCCGAACCGAUCUGAUGAACACCAACGGAAAAUGGUGAAAAUUGUACGGCGACGCUCCCGCCCAUCAGGUGUGGCAGAGGCUGACGGUUACAUGGCAUUUGCGCCACUUAACGGUAGGAACAAAAUAACUAUGAACACAAUACAAACUGGUACACAAAGACGACUUAAGGAGCGUGUAUGUCGUCCAUACAGUACAUAUUCAGUGCCAAAAGCCUGCGAUAAAUUUGCUAUUGGACCGUACGGUAUACCGUUCGAGAGCGGUGCAACUGGACGAUUUAAAGUAGGUAGUUUAUCACGGAGUUUUCCUGGGCUUAAAAAUUACGAAAGGGACUCGCACUUCAGUGCAAAUGAACCGAUUUUAAGAAAGAGCCGAUUUAAUGAUGCGCUAAAUCUGAUCGUUACAGAAAUACCCCGUGGGACAGGAGGCGUACUAAGACGGCCCCCGGACAGACCGUUUCGGCAAUUAAAACCAAUGAAUUACGACACAUCUGAGAUUCAUCGCGUUGCAAAUCAACGAAUGUCAGUGGUGCACAACACGCUUGCGCGUGCGCAAAAUACGAAACGGUCACCUGCCGAAUAUACAGUUGCAGUUGAGCUGGUGAAACACCUUCAAGUUCAACGAAAAGAAAAUAGUUGCUUUAAAUUUCCACAUUAUCUGAGCAUGAAAUCCAACAUUCCGCUGCCACCUGAGAUUGGAGAACAGCCAGUGCAAAUGAUUCACUACAUGACGAAAGGUGAAUUGUCGCUCAGAGAAGGCAAAAAAGCAAACAACUUUGACCCGAACAGUCCGAAGAAACCACCGACAAAAUUUAUCCAGAGGAACAAACGUGCUAUUUCGCCACCACUUUCCAAAGUCACCAAGGAACAAUUUUUUCCUGAAGUGAAACUAGUUCGUGAUGAAGAGAAAAACAAACGCAUCCAAGAGAGGAAAGGGAUCCUCGCAAAAGGAUUAAGCUUGAAAGGAAAAAUUAUGUUGACUCAUAAGGACGAUGAGUCGCGUCAACAAGUGAACGAACUUCAAAGUUCAUCAGCAACAAGCGAGUUAGAUUUUCAUUUAAAGGGCAUCUCUGUGGAUUUAAAAUCAGUUAAAUCUCAAGAUAGUCCCAGGCUGGAAACAAAAGAGCAACACGACGAGGGCGAGUCUGCGAAUCAGGUACGAAUCAACAAAACGCCAUUCGAUGAUGAAAAUUUAUGUACGAAAUUGAAGACAACUGAUUUUGAAAGAAUAGGUCUAUCUGAUAUGAAAUACGAAUAUCGUAUAAAUAAUGCGAAAUAUUGUGAAUCAAAUCAAAGUGAAACGUUCGAUGGAGAAAAUCAAAGUUCGUCAAACGGAGGAUUAGACCUUGAAGAUAAGAUACCGCAUGUUAACAAAACUUUUGAACAUCAAAUGAUCAUUAGAAAGAGCGUAGACAAUGAUGAAAUCAAUACCUCCAUGAAAUCUGAAAUUUUGAAGGAUAGGGAGAGUGAUGAAAAGGAUGAAGAAAUAAGUGAGCAUGGCGCACAAACUAGUUGCGACACGGAAUUAGACAUACGGAUACGGCAACCGGUGGCGAGCAGUAUGUCGGCCGUCGACGUGCAUGAACAUUCUGGAUGUAGGCCUACAGCAGAUGAAACAGUGAGCGAGACAGCUAAUAUUCUGGACGCAGAGAACAUUGAACGUACUGAUUAUAGGACUAAUGACAAUGAUUAUGUUGCUGUGGAAGCAGGAAAGCCCAGUGUUAUUAUUGUCCCGACUGAGGGGAAGGUGGUCGAAAAUGAGAUUGUAGAGGAUUCGUGUAGGUCUAUUGCUAUCGACAAUACUGACGUCACGAAUGAAUCAGAAAAUUGCAAAAUGUCGGACGGCAUAGCAAUAGAAAAUUCAAAUGUAUGCGCAAGCACAGGGGCAAGCACCAACGGUGAAGAAAUAGCAAAUGAGAAAGUUUCAGAAAAGGGCGUAUGAAAAUAACGUAUACCUGAAAAAGAAAGCAUUGAAUAGUGUCAGACAUUAGUGGAUUCGAAAUUAAAAAAAAAUAUUGCUAGAAUAUAACAAAUGUAGAUUAAAUACAGACAGUGUCCCCUUCACUGAAUAUAUAUAUA
Anneissia japonica is the source of this 3669-nucleotide messenger RNA. RefSeq lists its product as uncharacterized. NCBI's taxonomy places the organism in Eukaryota, Metazoa, Echinodermata, Crinoidea, Comatulida, Comatulidae. The transcript has a single exon. Bases 1349 to 3532 code for a protein of 727 amino acids. The record is from RefSeq and is a predicted model, not a curated record.